Molecule: messenger RNA, 1351 nt
Organism: Arabidopsis lyrata subsp. lyrata
Lineage: Eukaryota; Viridiplantae; Streptophyta; Magnoliopsida; Brassicales; Brassicaceae
Product: dehydrodolichyl diphosphate synthase 5
Exons: 4
Coding region: 275-1186 (303 amino acids)
Biological process (GO): response to cold; polyprenol biosynthetic process; plastid membrane organization
Cellular component (GO): chloroplast stroma
Source: RefSeq, a predicted model, not a curated record
UAUUGAUCGAAAAAGUCAAAAUCUGAACUCUCUUAGUUUAAUGAGAAAAUCACGUGACGAAACGAUUUAGUGAUUUUCAAGUGUCGUUAGAUCUUAUUAAAACUUAAUACGUAUGAUCUGUCUUGGCGUAGCAUGAAGGAGUAGACAGAGAGCAAGUGGGAGAAAGAAAGAAGGUUCCAUUGAUCGAUCAUGUGCGUCUUUGAACCCUAAUAAGCUCUUUAAAUACAUCAUAACGCUCCAAUUCGAACAAACAUUGAAACAAAGCCAAAAGAAAAUGUUGUAUCUAUUCUCUGUUGUUUUUACCUUUCUUGCACUUUUUCUCAUCCCUGGUCUCUUCAUCUCUCGGCGACUAAGAGUUCCUUUGUCCUUGACAAACAUCCUAAGAUUCAUCAAAAUCACAGCUUCUAAAUACGAUGAUGAGGAAGAAAGGAACGACAAACGUGAUGCAAUGGGAGAGAAAGAGAAACGAGCGAGCAAUAGAAAAAUGCCAAAGCAUGUGGCCGUUAUAUUGGACGGAAACAGACGUUGGGCAGAGAAACGAGGACUUGGUACAUCCGAAGGCCACGAGGCCGGAGCUAGAAGGCUAUUGGAGAAUGCUAAGGAUUGUUUCGCAAUGGGGACAAAUACUAUCUCACUCUUUGCUUUCUCCACCGAAAAUUGGGAAAGACCAGAGGAUGAAGUUAAAUGCUUGAUGGCCUUGUUUGAGAAACACUUUAGGGCUGAGAUGCCUUUCUUCCAAAGAGAUAAGAUCAAGAUCUUAGUUAUCGGGAACCGUGCAAAAAUCCCUGAGUCGCUUCGAGGUUUGAUAGAAGAGGUAGAGGAAGCUACAAAGAGCUACGAAGGGAAGAAUCUCAUUAUAGCAAUAGACUAUAGUGGAAGAUUUGACAUCUUACAAGCAUGCAAAAGUCUUGCAACAAAAGUGAAAGACGGGCUGAUUCAAGUGGAGGACAUCAACGAGGAGGCGAUGGAGAAAGAGUUGUUGACAAAGUGUAGCGAAUUCCCAAACCCUGACCUGUUGAUCAGAACAAGUGGAGAGCAAAGGAUCAGUAACUUCUUCUUAUGGCAAUCUGCUUACACUGAGCUUUACUUUCCAACUGUUUUGUGGCCUGAUUUUGGCGAAGCUGAGUAUCUUGAGGCCUUGACUUGGUAUCAACAAAGGCAGAGGCGAUUCGGUCGACGAGUUUAAAUUUUUGAAUCUCACUAAUCAAAUGUUCAAAUGAUGCAAUAGUACGUACGUAGUGGUACUAUUGUUUUCAUGGGACCUAAAUAUUUGUCUUCUUCUUUUUUUUUACUUUCAAUAAAAUUCAUAAUAGAAACUAUCAUAUAGAUGUAUGUCAAGUGUUAUCUUGUA